Messenger RNA from Trichoderma breve, 2067 nucleotides. RefSeq names its product beta-lactamase superfamily domain-containing protein. The transcript has 6 exons. The record is from RefSeq and is a predicted model, not a curated record. NCBI's taxonomy places the organism in Eukaryota, Fungi, Ascomycota, Sordariomycetes, Hypocreales, Hypocreaceae. The coding region runs from base 1 to 2067 and encodes 688 amino acids.
AUGGCCAUCACAAAGCUCAACUCUUCAGUUCGCGUGACCCAUGUUGGCACGGCAACUGCUGUCAUUGAGCUCGACAACCUCACUAUCCUCACCGACCCGUACUUCUCUCCGGAGGGCACCGAGUGGAUUGGCAAAUCAGGCGCUAAACUGGUCAAUUCAUACCAGCCGCCCCUUGGCCUCGAAGAUCUGCCAUCAAUUGAUCUCAUUCUUCUGAGCCAUGAAGACCACAAAGACAAUCUAGACGAUUUGGGCCGUCAACUUCUCAAUGGGCGGCACGUCUUUACCACCACUGAUGGAGCACGAAACCUUGCUCCACGAAAAGCACAUCUCCCCGGCGGCGAGUGCCUUGGAUUUAUCGUCAGCGCAGAGCAUUUUGGUACAUCAAACGGGAAGCCAAAUGCCAUAUACUUCUCUGGCGACACUGUCUAUAUAGACGAGCUUGCCAAGAUUAAAGACCGGUUUCACGUUUCUGUUGCCCUAUUUAGUCUCGGCAAGGCCAUGGUUCCUAAACCUGGGGGCGGUAUGCUUCAAAUCACGAUGGAUAGUAAGCAAGCCGUGCAGCUCAUGCGCGAUAUUGAGCCAGAUAUUGUUAUUCCGUUGCAUUUCGAGGGAUGGAGCUUGUUUAAAGAGGGGAAAAGCGAAAUAGAAGAGGUGGUAAAGGAAGAGGGGUUUGAAGACAAGUUUAAGUUUCUCGCCCCGGGAGUUAAUACCAAAAUUUUGGUUUCCAUUGAAGAGUUCUCAACUCCCUCAACGGGCUGGCAGCUCGACGACUUCGUGCUCGACCCAGGCUAUGUUGCAUCCCGGGAAGAAUUGCGCUGGUUGAUGCUAAACACUGCGCAAACUGCACCACCAUCUCCGGUUCACGGCGACAGCUUCAUAUCUGGGUUGGACACACAUAGUGGCGAAGAUCGGUCGUCAGCACAGCACACAACCUCACACCUCCUAUCACAAGGCAGGCGAAUCGAAUACCUCAAGAACUACAUAAGUCAAGUUGCGCCAUGGCUCGAUAUGUUUGAUAGCUCUCGUGCUUUUGGGAUGCAAGUACCUCUUCUCGCGCAGACUUCUCCCGCUCUAUUAUGUGCAAUCUUGGCCAUAUCAGCGCGACAGAAGGAGAGAAAAGAUGCUUCCGAUGGAAAAUCGACUCCUCAGAAGAGCUUCGAUAGCCUGGAGCUGUAUCAAGAAGCAAUCCGGCUGCUGACGCCUCUUCUUGCAAGAGAUUGGCGCCGCCAUUUAGAAGGAUGCGCUGCUCUUUUCGAUGCAUUCGAAGUCCAUGGAUUCUGUGGCGGAUUGCUUCAAGCGGUCUUUUGGUGUCACGCAAGGAUGGAUUUAUGCGGAGCUUUAAUAUCGGACGGCACGCAGAGCACCAUGAUCCCUCCUAUUGCUUGGCUACCUCCAGGCACAGACGAGUCAAAUGUUCGUCAGACUUUCAAGAAUAUACAAAGUCCGGAUAUGCACGCCAACUAUGCAGUCUAUCUCUGUGCCAAAGCUUGCGAACUUGUUUCAGACCGCACUCAUCAUGACGAAUUGGGUGCUCCCAACGGAUGUACCGCCGAAGUAUUUACAUCACGCUGGACCAGAUUAUGGGACGAUCUACAGGCCUGGAUAGACGAUCGUCCCAAUGAGCUGGUUCCGUUACAGAUUAUAGAAUCGAAACCCUUCCCCCAGAUAUUGUAUCUCCACUGGGCAGCUAUUUCAUCCAAUCAGUUAUAUCACACUGCUUGUAUUUUGAUGCUCGGAUCGAUGCCCAGGAGACACAGCCAUGUACCUGGUUUGACGGGGUCAUCUAUCUGGCAUGCGAAGCGCAUUUGCGGAAUCUCUCUGACAAAUCCUCAUCAAGGAUGUCUAAAUAAUGCGAUCCAGCCACUGUGGUUGGCAGGUAGACUGCUUAGCCAUGAGUCAGAGCAUACGAUACUCGUGGAUCUGAUUCGUGACAUUGAGUCUACUACAGGAUGGGGAACCUGUUGGAGAAUUCCUGAUCUAGGAGCGGCAUGGGGGUAUUCUGUCCGGAAGUCUUCUCGUUCGAAGAAUGUUCCCCUUGGACAGCGGCAAAACACCCAAACCGGAUGA